Messenger RNA from Closterium sp. Naga37s-1, 1131 nucleotides. NCBI's taxonomy places the organism in Eukaryota, Viridiplantae, Streptophyta, Zygnematophyceae, Desmidiales, Closteriaceae. The record is from the annotation of a GenBank genome assembly.
AUGGCGUCUCCAGAGGGGUCUAACGCUCCGGUGCGGGAUCAGGCGGCUGGUGUUGACGCGAACGCGGUCCUCCCGGCUUCUACCACUCCUGGUGCGGGCCCGGUCUCUCCUUUGUCAGGGAAGACUCCUGCGAUUUCUGUUCCUGAUCCCGUCGCGCCUUCGCCUGCUGUUGCGGCUGAGCUCGCGCCUGCUGGAGGGGAGGAUGAUGAAGAGGAUGAUGACGACGAUUACUUAAGCGACGACUCUGAUGAAGGCAUCGACGCGAAGGCCAAGGGUGUGCUAGCGUCUAAGGCGCGCGUCACGCUGACGCUACUGAUCCCGUUCGAGCUGGAGAAGGAGAUGCCUGCGGUGAAGCCAUCAGUGAAGGCUCUACUGGUCUACUUGCGGAAGAAGUUGUCAGAUAACGCUUUGGAUGGUCUCGCAUUUCAGGAGCUACUACCGACGUACCUAUCGCACAUUCACUUCUGUCGCCUUCAAGUCACGCUCGCCACGGCUGCUGAUGCGGAGGUGGUGCGUCAGCACUGGGUGGAGCACGUCGUCGGAACCACGAAGCAUCAUUUCGGUUGGCUGCACCCGGUCAACCGCGCUUUCAUGAAGGUGAAGAGCGAUCUGCCGGAGGGGGUGGAAGUUUUGCUUAAGGGGAUACCGACGGAAAUCACACCGCUCAUUGUCUACGAGUCGCUGGUGGUCGCGUCGCUGCAGAAGCGCGGCCGUUCGGCGUUCCUGCAGGGAGCGGGGUUUCACCGCGUGGUUGACCCGGUCUCAGGGUUGGAUACUGAUAAGAUUCGUGGCCUGGUCGUUCCGCACCCCGGGGACAAAUAUCGCUGGCGUCACGUGGUGGAAGACCCGCUCACUGAUUCGGCAGGGGUGGUGAGGAAGAUCCUCCGGGACCCGGCGCUAGUCCUUAUCUCAACGGGAGCCAACGUGGAGGAGUGGCUCUGUGUUCAGGAGUGUUGCGAGCGUGCGCAUGGGGAUACCUUUGCCCAGGCAGCGGCUCACAUCGGUUCCUUCAGCCAUGGUGCGGCGUUGGGGUCGGCGGGUGUUGCGACCCGUGCGUCCAAGGCGAAGCUGAGCCUGCAGGCAGCGAAAAAGCUGUACGGAAUUCGUGCGGAAAAGGCGAAGGGGAAGUGA